GCUGACAAUUCGGUAGGACCAGGUGCAAAAAAAUAAUGUCUGCCCCCGUCUGCAAAAGGAGAUUCGAAAAUGAGAAAAAUGGAGCUGACAAAAUGCAGCCGGCGGCAGGCAUGCACUUUGUCAAGCCGGAAGACCAAACCGCGUGUGAAAAAAUAGGCGAGUUCAUUUACGACCCCAAAAAGGGCGCGAUUUUGACCAGGACACCUUCAAGUUGGGCCAAAAUCUUCCUGUUUUACCUAAUUUUCUACUCAUGCCUUGCUGGCAUGGCUGUGUCUUUGAUGUACAUUUUCCUGACCAACAACAUAUAUGGAAAGGUUGGUCCUUGUUGGGAACUGAGCGAAUCGCGGAUUGGCACCAAUCCAGGCUUGGGGUACAGACCAAUGAGCCACCGCACUGUGGACCAUUUUUCACUUUUGAUCGUCGACACAAAGUUCCGAACCCAACUGCGGUACAUCAAGCAACUGGAUGAAUUUCUGAAACCCUACAACAACUUGCUUGGUCAGCACAGGCAAAUUUGCGACCACGAGCGCGUUCCCCAGAACAGGUCGCUCACUUCGUGCUCUGUGGACAUCUCGCAGUGGGACCCUUGCACGGCCCAGCACGGCUACGGCUACAACCAAUCGGCCCCCUGUGUCUUCCUCAAGUUGAACAGGAUUUUCAACUGGGUGCCCGAAUUUUACAACUCGAGCGACGAACUACCCGAGGACAUGCCGAAAGAUCUCAAAGAACAUAUCACAAAAGUCAGCAAUACAGAACAUGAAAAGCUGAACAUGAUUUGGAUUACUUGCGAGGGAGAAAUGCCAGACGACAAAGAGCACAUUGGAAAAAUCAAGUACAUUCCUGACCAGGGCUUCCCUGGAUAUUACUACCCUUUCCUCAACACCACCGGAUACUUGAGCCCUCUUGUUGCCGUACACUUUGUCCGUCCGCAAACUGGAGUUAUCAUCAAAGUAGAGUGCAGAGUUUGGGCCAAAAAUCUUUUAUACGAUAGGAGGGAAUUAACCGCUUCGGUGAAAUUCCAACUUUUCGUUGAAUAGAAGUUAAGGUUAUUUCAGUCAGUUGGUCUAGUUUCGCAAAAACAAAAUUUAUUUUCAUUGAAAAAGAUUAAAGUUUAUUACUGUUGAGCCAAAAUUAAAUGAAAUAUGCAUAGUAUGGUCGAGUAGUUUCAAUUUGUGGCAGUCUUGCUCAUUACACUUUGCCAUGAAAAAAUUUUACAUCAUGUUUUAUUUUUCCAACACUUUAAAUGCCAUUAUAAUGCUUUAGGUUAGAAUAUCAUAAAUUACUAUAAAUUUACUGGCACAGAUUAUUUUUUAGUCUCGAAGUGUCCCGCUCUUUCCUUUCUCUCAUAAGUCAUCAAAGUAUAUAAAAAUUCCACAGAGUGAGAUCAAACAUGCAUGUCAGAUUUUU
Neocloeon triangulifer is the source of this 1407-nucleotide messenger RNA. RefSeq names its product sodium/potassium-transporting ATPase subunit beta-2-like. The record is from RefSeq and is a predicted model, not a curated record. Gene Ontology annotation, biological process: sodium ion export across plasma membrane; potassium ion import across plasma membrane; intracellular potassium ion homeostasis. Lineage: Eukaryota; Metazoa; Arthropoda; Insecta; Ephemeroptera; Baetidae. Gene Ontology annotation, cellular component: sodium:potassium-exchanging ATPase complex. The coding region runs from base 36 to 1037 and encodes 333 amino acids. The transcript is spliced from 7 exons. Gene Ontology annotation, molecular function: ATPase activator activity.